Molecule: messenger RNA, 594 nt
Organism: Mucor velutinosus
Lineage: Eukaryota; Fungi; Mucoromycota; Mucoromycetes; Mucorales; Mucoraceae
Exons: 2
Coding region: 1-594 (197 amino acids)
Source: RefSeq, a predicted model, not a curated record
AUGCACCUCUUUGAUAACACAUCAGACGCAGAGUUAGAGUCAAAGAAACUCUCUACAGUCCGUAGCAUUGCAUGCACAUCACCUACUAAGUUGGAAGCAAGCACCGAUCUAGCCUUUUAUGAUACCAUGAUUUCGGCUAAUACCAACUGGAGUGUUUGUGGAUUCAAAGAAAGUCUGCAAUAUACCAUCAAGUUUUUAUGGAAAAGUGGUAUUUGCGUAAAUGAGAACGGCUCAGACUUGUGUAGUAUCAUGAACGAUGUCCUUGAACAUGAUGUGCGCAUUGGAACCAAACAACACUCGCACCAGGUAUCUCCAAAAGGAUUACUGCUGCUGUAUUGCUUUGCCGAGUGCUUCAAUUGUACUGUGUUUCUGUUCUCGACAAGAAAGAAGCCAACAAUUAUCAAGCCUGUGGAAAGGGACGGUGCCACUAGAAAAUUCGCAGCAUUGUUAUCUCAUCAAGUGCUGGUGAAUCUAAGAACGAUGAACCUGAAGUUGAUGAUGACAAACCCACUGGAUCAGAAGCAGGUGGUGCUGGAACUGAUGGUGCUGGAGCUGGUGAGGCAACUGGCGGAGCGAUGGUUGAUCCAACCAUAG